AUGGAUUACUCGAUUCAUCUCUCGAAAACUUCCGGGGACCCGUACCAUGAUGCUUCGGUCUAUAGGAGGCUCAUUGGUAAGCUUCAAUACCUUACCAACACCAGGCCAGAUAUUGCCUUUGUGGUUGGUAAGCUGAGCCAAUAUCUGGACUCUCCGACUGUUGAACACCACAAAGUAGCUCUACGGAUACUCCGUUACUUGAAGAACGCUCUAGCCACUGGGUUGUUCUUCCCUCUCACCAUCGAUUUCAAGCUCACGGGGUUCGCUUAUGCUGAUUGGGCGACAUGUCUCGACACUAGGCGGUCUGUCUCGGGAUAUUGUUUCUUUCUUGGCACUACUUUGGUAUCUUGGAAAAGCACCGAGCAACAAAUUGUAUCUCGGUCGUCCUCUGAAGCUGAGUACUGUGCUUUGGCAAACGUUACAUGUGAAGGGCUGUGGCUCCUUCGGAUACUAGAGGUGCUUGGAGUCUCUCACAAAGACCCUUUUUAUUCUUUACAGCGACAGUCAAUCUGCACUACACAUGGCUGCCAAUCCUGUCUUACAUGA
Messenger RNA from Arachis stenosperma, 546 nucleotides. RefSeq names its product secreted RxLR effector protein 161-like. The transcript has a single exon. NCBI's taxonomy places the organism in Eukaryota, Viridiplantae, Streptophyta, Magnoliopsida, Fabales, Fabaceae. The record is from RefSeq and is a predicted model, not a curated record. Bases 1 to 546 code for a protein of 181 amino acids.